This is a messenger RNA of Osmia lignaria (orchard mason bee), 1270 nucleotides long. It is a transcript of the gene dbe, whose product is annotated as KRR1 small subunit processome component homolog dbe. The record is from RefSeq and is a predicted model, not a curated record. NCBI's taxonomy places the organism in Eukaryota, Metazoa, Arthropoda, Insecta, Hymenoptera, Megachilidae. Gene Ontology annotation, molecular function: RNA binding. Gene Ontology annotation, cellular component: nucleolus; small-subunit processome.
UUGCGGUGCGAAGUAUUUCACAAUUUUAUAAUAGGAUAGAGCAGAUGGCGUGCAUUCCAAAGGCACAAAUUCAAAACCCUUGAUGUCUAGUCUUAAAUUGAGGUUAUAGUUUGUAGUUCAGUGCAAUGAUAGAACACUAAAAUAUUUAAAUGUAAAAAAUGAGUGAUUCUGAAAAAGAAGACGGUCCUAAAGUGACCGGACCGGUAGACAAUGCUUGGUCAUUAAAAAUUCCAGCUUUUAAGCCGGAAGAUAAUCCUAGUCGUCUGUUAGAAGAAAGUUCGUUUGCGACACUUUUUCCGAAGUACAGAGAACACUACUUGAAAGAACAUUGGCCGCUUGUUCAAAAAGCUUUGGGCGAGCAUGCUGUUAAAGCAGAAUUGGACCUGGUGGAAGGAAGCAUGACAGUUAAAACUACGAGAAAAACAUGGGAUCCUUACAUUAUCAUUAAGGCACGUGACAUGAUCAAACUUAUGUCACGAUCUGUUCCAUUUGAACAGGCUGUCAGAGUACUAGAGGAUGAUAUCGGUUCAGAUAUUAUAAAAAUAUCUUCCCUUGUUAGAAACAGAGAGAAGUUUGUUAAAAGACGUCAGAGGCUUAUCGGACCGAAUGGAUGUACUUUGAAAUCCAUUGAACUGUUAACAAAUUGUUAUGUACUUGUACAGGGGCAAACAGUGGCUGCACUGGGUCCUUACAAAGGUCUGCAACAAGUUAGACGCAUUGUAGAAGACACUAUGAAAAACAUUCAUCCAAUUUAUAAUGUUAAAGCAUUGAUGAUCAAGAGAGAGCUAGGUAAAGACCCAAAAUUAAAGAAUGAAAAUUGGGAGAGGUUCCUUCCAAAGUUCAGCAGCAAGAAUAUCAGCAAAAGGAAACAGCCUAAGAAGAAGAAGGAGAAGAAACCUUAUACUCCAUUCCCACCACCGCAAACUGAAAGCAAGAUAGAUAAGAUGAUAGCAUCUGGUGAAUACUUCUUGAAGGAGGAGCAGAAGAGAGCCAAGAGGAAGAAAGAACAAGAAGCUAGACACCAAGAAGCUGAGAAGAAGAGGCAAGAGCGCAGAGCACAAGCAUUUGUACCUCCUGAAGAGAAACCUAAAGAGAAGAAGGAACAAGAAACAGAUAUAAACUUGGAUGAGUUUAAAAAGAAAGUAAAGAAAGGAUUGAAGAAACGCGGGGGACAAUCGUAGCGAUCUUUUGUGAAUAGCAAGACUCGAUUUUGUUCAUAGAUGUAUUUAUAUACGAUAUUUUUAAUAAAAAUAACACGUUUGUUGGUAAA